Molecule: messenger RNA, 4559 nt
Organism: Hypanus sabinus (Atlantic stingray)
Lineage: Eukaryota; Metazoa; Chordata; Chondrichthyes; Myliobatiformes; Dasyatidae
Product: tumor necrosis factor receptor superfamily member 6-like
Exons: 12
Coding region: 369-1478 (369 amino acids)
Biological process (GO): necroptotic signaling pathway; immune response; negative regulation of apoptotic process
Cellular component (GO): CD95 death-inducing signaling complex; external side of plasma membrane; membrane raft
Molecular function (GO): tumor necrosis factor receptor activity; protein binding
Source: RefSeq, a predicted model, not a curated record
CGAGAGAAAGCCGGAACCUUGUAAUCAUUCAUCCCGAAGGAACGCUUGUCGGGUUAAAGGAAACAGUUCUCCCUCUGUCUGAACACGGAAGCAACAGUUGUGCUUCUGUGCUUUGAUCUUUGAAGCUGAACUUGAACCGAGACCUGCCAUCUGUGACCCAUAAACCCAGUUUGGGCGCGGUGAGGGGGGUAUGUAGCAAGUGUUAUGUACUGGUGAGGGAAAGGCUGGCGUCUUGCGUGCGCGCCGACGGGUCUUUCCUGGAGUCAUUUUCAGAGCUGGAUGCGAUACGGUAGCUCGUUUCACUUUUUGUUCUGUCGUUUUUGCUCUGGAGGCGCAGGGACUUCAGUCCGUUCGACUGCUUUGGGAAAAUGAAGCCGCUGUAUCUGACCGUCCUGUUGCUGGUACUGCAGAGUACAAAAAGGGCCCACCUAACAACUUCAACAGCUUCUGAACGUGAUUCCUCGAUUGCCUACACCUACAGUUCAUCUCAUUUCAUUUUGAGGCGGUUGAAAAGGCAGAGUGGCUGUCGGCCUGAUCAGUAUCCGUUAGAUUCAGGGAAGUGUUGCAAAAAGUGUGAGCCAGGGACCCAUUUGCGGGAACGCUGCAACAAUACUUAUGACACUCAAUGCGUUCCAUGUGAAGGUCAGGGAUAUAUAGAUUCUGUAAACUUGUUGGAUUCCUGUUUCCGAUGUCAGCCGUGCCAGGAAGGAAAAGGUCAAGAAGUAGAAACCAAUUGUACGAAAACCAGCAACACAAAGUGUCGUUGCAUGAGCAACCACUUCUGCAAGACUCCUGAAAAAUGUGAGAUGUGUCUUCCUUGCAAACAAUGCGACACUACAACUGAAGUGGUUGUACAGAGUUGUACAAAAACCAAUGACACAGUCUGCAAAGCAAAAGGAAAAGGAAGCCACCCAGGGCUGUUUGCUUUGGUACUAAUACCAAUAGUAGUGAUUGCAGUUCUACUAUACUGGAAAAUAAAAGGCCUACCAUGUAAGAGAAAGAAAAAGAGUGUUGAUAAUAAGGAAUUUCCACCAUUCAUUGAGAGCAAUAACCCUAAACCGGAGGCCACAAACUUAUCAAUCACCCCUGCUGUGGGCACUUUCUGGAGGUCCGAGAUCCAUAUGCUCCACGACCGCUGGACUAAAUGUGAAAAUGAACCAGUUGUACCAGACAUUGACCUUACAGAGGAGAUUCUGCAGCGCAUUGCAGGAGAGAUUGAACCAAAAUCCUACCACCAGCUUGGGAUACGUUUAGGUCUGGGUGAAACUAAAUUGCAACAACUUGAAACUGAUUACAGAGAUAAUAUAAUGCGGCAGGGAUAUUAUGUCCUGUAUUCCUGGCUCCAAAGUCAUGGGAAGAAAGGAGCUUUCCCUAAACUGAUAGAUGCACUCAGAAAGGAAGGUUCUAGUUACACAGCUGAUAAAAUUAUGGAAGCAUUGAAAAAUAGAGAAGAAAAUGAUGUAACUGAGCUUGAGUGAAACUGGCCAAGAAAUUGAGCUUGUGUAUAUAUCUUUGAUACUUUCUUUCUUGGGUGGCUCUACCAAAAUGCCUGCAUUGUUCAGGGACUCCAAGGUGUCAUUACAAGUUUUGACUAUGCUCUGAAUUCAGCAAAAGCUUCAUGGGUACAAUAAGAUAAAGUCAAAUUUAAAAUAAAUUCAAAUUUCAGCAAAGAAUGACCAAAAAUUUAAGAAGAUGAACGAAGGAAUCAAUUGUCUAGAAUUAAAACUCUGAAGUAGAGGUCACUCAGUAUGAUGGUUAUUAAUUGUUAUUUCACCCAAUGGAAAAACUGGAGAAGUAGAUUUUUGUGGUCAUCAUCUAAUCUUAGGUUGAUGAACGAAAGUGUAAUAUAGAGGAAUUCUCUCAUUUUAAGCUCUGUCUCCUUUGUGUACAAUGGGUUUCUGAGGUCCGGUAGCUCGAAGAGACCUUUUAAGAUAGGAAUGUAUAUAUUUUUUAUGUUAUGCCUUGUAUCAGUUGAUUCUAGGACAUCAUUGGCGUAACACCUAGUGUUAAGAAAAGUCAAUAAAAACUUGAUGUUGAGAGGUUGCUAGUGGUAUCAUAAACCAGAAUUGCUUCACUAGGGAGCCAGAUAUUUAACUUUUUAUGUAGGCUAAAUAUGGCAGAUUCUCUAGGGCCACUCUGAUGCAUUGUGGCUGAUUGGAUCCAAUUCUAUCGUGAUGAGAGGCCUGCAAUCUCCGUCUUUACUCCUUGCUUCUCACUUUGAAUGUAAUUGACCUAAUUCUCUGGAACUGUGCCAAAAGAAAAAUUCUUCAAAAUUUAUAUGUUGAAGAAGGCAUCUUUUUCCCACCUUAUGGAAUGUUUACAUAUCUAUAUGUUGUUUAUAUUAUUAACUUUGUAUGGAUUAGGGUGACUCUUGCAGGUUUUGAGCACAUUUUGGAAUAUGAUGGUCCUUCAAUAACUUUAAAGUUAAGGAAACAAUGGUUGCAUUUUGUAGCAACGAGAAAUCUAUUUUGUCCACUGAAUCUCAAAUCAUGUUCAUCAAAUAUGUGUGCCCAAGAGUUAAAUUGGUGUCACUGUGUGACAUAAAUCUUGUGCUAUUCAGCAAUAAAUGAGGAAGUGCAUUGGGCCAAAUAUUCAGUGAUAUAGUGCUCAUGAACCCAAUGUAAUGAUUAGCAACUCUAGACUUUUCAGUAAUGCAUGUUUGGAUUGAGUUAGAAGUCUUUAAUGAUUUGGCAGAAACGGGAGAGAGAAGAAAUGGGGCCCAUUAUGCUGCCCUGUCUUUUUUUUUCUACAUGCUUAACUAUGUGAGUAGACUUCAUGAACAUAUUAUGUCCUGCUCAAUAUUUCUUUAGCAUUCAGUCAAGUAAAUAUAGGGUCAAAUAUCUGUAAAUAAAAACUGAAUUCUAGAAACAAUGUGAAUGCUCAUAAUUAAUUUUGUACAUCCUCAUGCAUUGCACUGAAGUCUGCCUGUGGGUUUAUUUGUACAAUAGGGAGAAUAUAACAAAAGGGUUUAAAAACUUGAUUCUCUCUUUAUUCUUCUGUGAUGUAUCAAUACCAUAAAAUUUAUGUUCUUUUUUUGUGAAUAUCCUUGGGUUAGAUCUGUGAAAAAAGUGAACUAGCAUUGAUUUUAUUUGUUAGAUCAACACAAGAAGGAUCUUCCACAUUGUAUGACUGGAAGCUGUAAGCGCUUGUGUGCACAGUGACAAUUUAUUACUGAGAUGAGAUUACAAUAGGUUACAGCUAUAUAAUGAACAAAAUGGUGCAUAAGAACAAUUUUCCUGGCCCAAUGGGAUUUUGAAACAUUUAUUUUUAAACAUAUAUUCAAUUGAGAAUCUAUUUUGUCCACUGGUUAAUUAAUUAGAACAAUUUGCCAAUUUUAUUACAUUUUUGUGAACAAUGGAGAAAUAAAAACAAUGGUGAAAUCAAACGUAUUCUGCAGUAUUGUGAGUCUUUACAUAAUUAGGGAUAUGGCUCAUAAGAUUAUUUAAUUUGAUCAUGGCUAAUCAAAAAUAUUUUUAUCAAUAACCAUCAAUAUUAGGAUACAACAAUUUCACAAAUGCAAGUUUUGGAAUUACUUUUGUAAAAAAAUUUUCAAAUCUUCAUUAUAAUUCAUUUUGAGAGACCCUUUCCUGACAUCAUCACUAAAUUAUCUGGCUCUGAAACACAUGUCGGAAAUAUCCAGCAGAGUAAUCAAAAACAGAAUCACUGGGAUAUGCCGGGAAAUUUGUUGUUUUGCAGUAGUAGUACAUUGUAAUACAUCAUUUUAAAAAUCUAUAAAUCACAAUAAGAGAUAUAGUCCCUAUUCUGCAAAAGUCUUAGGCACACUUGUAUAGCACAGCACUAUAGCAAUUUUAGGUAUUACACUGAGAAGGGAUUCAUAGUUGGGAUUCGUAGAGGGGAGGGAGCGGGAAGUAUGAGAGACAUUCUGUAAUGAUCAAUAAACUAACUGUUUGGAAUCAAAUAGCCUUGCGUUGUGUCUCAGGGCUGGUUGUAUCUGUAUCUGUGCCACCCUUGCCCUGGCACUCUUUCUCUGUCACCUACCUCCCACCUCUCCUGCAGCACACCACACUCACCAUUCCCAACUUCCUUUACUCUCACAGGAUUUACAAACUCGUUCUCUGCUCCUGUACUGUGCUAAAGUCUCUCUCUCUCUCUCUCUCUCGCUCUCGCUCUCUCUCAUAAUGUCUAAGACUUUUGCUCAGUACUGUAGUGCAAAAAGAGAAACAUAUUGAAAUACUGUUCCUGGGUUCAUUGCCCAUUCAGACAUCUGAUGACAGAGGGGAAGAAGUUGUUCCUGAAAUAUUGAGUGUGUGUGUUUGUACCUCCACAUUGGUGGUAGCAAUGAGAAGAGAGCAUGUGCAGGGGACCCUUAGUCUUGGGUGCUGGCUUUUGAGAACCCGCCUUUUGAAGAUGCUAGGGAGGCUUGUGCCUGUGAUGGAGCUGGCUGAGUUUACAACUUUUUGCAGCGAUCCUGUGCAGAAGUCCCUCCAUUCCUGUCUGUGCUGCAACCAGUUAGAAUGCUCUCUACGGUACAUCUGCACAUGGUAUGUGGUUCUCCACAGGAAAUCUGAUCUGCUGAGUUUUCCUAUAUCUGAUCAAUU